AUGAAUCACGAAUCGAGAACCAGCCAUCGAGUCCAAUUCGCACUCCAUAGAAUUUCGGACCUUGCUCUCAAGCUAAAUGAGGAAGAACCGUUCCCUCGCCUCGAAUGGGACGUCGCAUUGGACAAAUUCUACUCGCUCGAUGGCCUCAAUCAACCAAGAGUUCCUCGCAAUACUCCGGCAUCUUUGAGCCGAGUUGGGAGCUUCGAUGAUCUUGAGGGACUUGACGGAAUUUCUCAAAGACGCGCUGUCUCCGCGCCCCAUAUUCUAUCGUCACAGGGUCCAUGGUUCGACGGACAGUCGGAUUAUGACUUGUCACGCCAUUUCAAUGCCAAACAGCAUCCAAGCAUGUUGCGCGUAUUCCAAUUCUCGGCUGACGACGAAGCCAGCUCGCUUUCAAGUGUUGUUCAUUCGCCUGAGGUCUCUCGAGACGUGAGCAUGGACAUGAAGGCUGAAGAUCAAGUUAAAAAGAAAGCAUCACCUUGCGCUCAGCAGCUCGCGCAGCGUUCACUUCGUCCUGUUUGGCGUGAAGUUGGUGGUGGCCAUUCAACUCGGAGACACGCUAGGAAAGUCGAUCACUCUUCUUGGCAACACAGGCGAAGAAACUCGAAAAGUUGGCGAGGCUCCAGCUAUUCUCUUCUCCGCAAAAUUCGGCCAACCCAGGAUUUGCCAAAAAAUGCAUCGGUUCGACCUCCUACCCCUCUGUCUAAAAGGUCCAUUCACCCUGCCUCGAAUUCGCCGUCUUCCAAGUGGGAGCAGACCAAUGUCAAAGCCGAGGCUGGCCCGAUCCCCAUACCUCGAGCCAAAACUGUGUCGCGUCUUCAAAGCACUCCGCCGACACCAAAGGAAGACGUCACCGCCGUUACUUCGAGCAAUCAGGCAUCCGACAUCGUGCGGCUUAUACUUUCCAUCCACUUAAUCUGGAGCUCAGGUACAGUCAUUGCUCAGGCCAAGGUCAUCAAAUCCAUUCCUGGCGGGGACGAUGCCACCACGGCCGUUCCUGUGAUUCCGGGGCUAUCUGAAGACGACGCGCGGUCUGCCUCAGAUAGUUCGGCAGGAGAGCAACUCAUGACCUACCGCCUCGUGAUUUUAUCGGGCCUCUCCGAUGAUGCUAUUGCUGCUCUGUAUUCGGUGAUGGGUAGUACGACGACCUUCAAGUUUGUUGUGUUGCUCCUUGUCGUGCUGCAGGCAGUCUGGCUGCUCAUUCGGAAAACUAUGAAGGCUGGAGUGGGUCGACUACGCCGAUUUUCGCCGCAGAAGACUUUCUCACAAUGA
Molecule: messenger RNA, 1272 nt
Organism: Penicillium diatomitis
Lineage: Eukaryota; Fungi; Ascomycota; Eurotiomycetes; Eurotiales; Aspergillaceae
Exons: 1
Coding region: 1-1272 (423 amino acids)
Source: RefSeq, a predicted model, not a curated record